Messenger RNA from Marasmius oreades (fairy-ring Marasmius), 1544 nucleotides. RefSeq lists its product as uncharacterized. Gene Ontology annotation, biological process: regulation of translational fidelity. Lineage: Eukaryota; Fungi; Basidiomycota; Agaricomycetes; Agaricales; Marasmiaceae. The transcript has 4 exons. The record is from RefSeq and is a predicted model, not a curated record. Gene Ontology annotation, molecular function: nucleotide binding; Ser-tRNA(Ala) deacylase activity. Bases 12 to 1544 code for a protein of 510 amino acids.
ACGCUUGGACCAUGGCAGCCACCGUAGUCCCUCCGAGUCUCCCGCCCUCCGCCACGCCUCAAGAUUACUUUAGGAUUGUAUCACCAACGCUUAUUAUUCCCAGAGACCCAAAAGUUUCGAUCCCAGUCGGAAUACUCGCUUGCCAACGCGAUCCUUUACUCCGUAGCAUCGAGACGACGAUCGUGAGCUGCACUGUGUAUCAGCCUCCACCAUCGACCUCGAAGAAAACUAAGAACGCUGUUUCUGCACCAACUCUCCCAGACGAUCCCAUUCUACAUGUCACUUUACACGAUACUGUGGUUUUUCCUGAAGGCGGUGGACAGCCUACAGACACCGGUGUCAUCUCCACCCGUGAAGGCAAAAACUGGCGGGUACUUCAAGUGAAGCGUCACGGUGGCCACGCCGUUCACUACGUUCAUGUGGAGGACGGUGAUCUGGAGGGAGCGAUGUCGGCUUUUGUGGUUGGUUUACAAGUCAUUGUCCACCUCGCAGAUACGGACUUCGACCGCAGAUAUGACCACAUGUCGAUGCAUACCUCUCAACAUCUCCUUUCAGCCUUGUUGGAAACACGACUGAACCUUCCAACUCUUUCUUGGUCUUUGACUAGUUCCCCUACACCCUGCUACGUUGAAAUUCCUCGCAUUCUGUCCGGAGAUGAAAUCCAGUUGAUUCAAAAUGAGGCGAAUCGGUUGGUAUUUGAGGGCCGGCGCGUGCACGUCGAGGUGGAGGAACUGAAUUGGGCUGACGAGAAAGGCGUCGAUAUAUUGGAGAAUGGGCGGGCCGUUGGGAAAACCCUGCCUCAAGAUUAUACUGGCGGUGUGAAGCGUGUCGUCGUGAUUGACGGCGUUGACAGAAAUCCCUGUUGUGGGACUCAUCUCCCGAGCAUUAACAAUCUCCAACUCUUUCUCCUUCCUCAAACUGAGACUAUUUCGCGUACAAAUGUGACGUCGAGCCGACUAUUUUUCCUAUGUGGUCCUCGACUGCUCACAUACCUGGCAUCUUCUCACUCUGUCAUCACGGAUACUGGGUUUAUUCUUAGCUGCGGUACUCGCCUAGUCCCGGCGAGAGUUGCCCAGAUAGUUGAAGAGCGCAAACGGGCAGAGAAAAGGAUCAACGACCUCGAAUUGGAGCUUUCAAUGGUGAUCAGCGAUAGCAUGGUCUCCGAAGCUAUCAACUUUUUCCAGGGUUCUGAGGCCGGUUUGUUUAAGAAAUAUAUGCAGCGAACAGACGACGCGGGUAGCGCUUUGAGCUUCCUUUCUUCCAUCGCAUUUUCAUUUUCUGGAUCCUUCUCGGAACGUUCGCUAGCCGGUAGAUUCUUAAUCGUUUUGUCUUCUUCACCAUCAUCACAGAGUGCAACCUCCACAACGCUGGUGAUGGUAUUUGGGUCUGAAGACAGUCUGGUCAAACAGGUAAGUGAUAGGUUAAAAACACAGCUUUCAGUAAAAGGAGGCGGAAAAGGCCUUCGAUGGAGUGGAAAGUACACUGGGGUUUGGAAAAAUAGCAGAGAAGGUGCUGGAAUUGUCGAGAUGCUCACAGAAGUAUGA